AUGAAAUCCAACAAAUAUUUCCUUUUCUUUUUAACUAUAAUCUAUUCUAUAAUUUAAAGAGUACUUUCUCAAGUUUACUAUAACUUUCAUGAUUAAGGUAGCAAUCUAAAAGAACUAAGUCCUUUAUUAAUCAGUGAAAAUAUAUCAAAUUAAACCUAUUAGAUCAAAUUAGAAUCAGAAGUUUUGAUAAAUCAUGUAGGAGCUACAUAUCAAGCUAAAUUUGAACUUAGUAUCUCUUCACUUAGUUAGUCAAUAAAUAGCAUCACUAUAUAGUAAGUAGUUGACUAACCUUACUUAAUUUACACUAUAUUUUCUUAUGGAAAAGAAGAAAAUGUUUUGGAUUAGUUUAAAAUCAAAGGAUUAAGACUGCUAUAAGCAUGUGAUGGAUAAUAAUUUUUUCAUCCUAUUUAUUAGCGCUGUGAAAAUUGCCACCCUCGUUGCAAUGGUUGUACAGAAUACAAAAAGUGCAAAGAUUGUUAAAAAAAACCUGAUUCAAAUGAGAGGUAUGACUAAUUUGCAGAUGGGUUUUGCGAUUUUUGUCCCUCAGGAUAAACUUGGAGACCUAAUAAUAUAUGUAAUGGUUGCCCAGAUACUUGUAAUUGUGAUGAUUAAAAGUCAUGCAUUUCCUGUUAAAGUAGUGGAAAUUAUAUUAAUGUUCAAAAUAAUACAUGUGAACCAUGUUAGUUAGACUAAGGAUACUAUGUUGAUGGAUAGUUUUGUAAAAAAUGCAAUCUUAUUUGUAAGACAUGCAAAGGACCAUCUGGCAGUGAUUGUUUAUAAUGUAUUGAUGGUGCUAAAAAAUAUUAAGAUGGAAGUUGCAAAUAUAACAAUUAAAAUCCUAAUGAUUGUGUUUCUCCUUACAAAUAAGAUAAAUCUUCAAAUUGUGUUUUAUGUAAUUAAGAUGGCUAAUAUGCUAAGGAUAAAAAUUGUGUUGAAUGUUAAGCUGAUUUAAAUUGUUAAAAUUGUUCACCUGAGACAUAGUGUACUUAAUGCUAUACAAAUAAACCUGAAAAAUACCUACAAGAUGCAAAAAAAUGCACUGAUUGUAAAUAAAAUGGCUAUUUUAUCAAUUAAGGUUAAAACAUUUGCGAUAAUUGCAUUUAGAAUUGUGACAUAUGCAAUAACAAAUUUGAAUGCUAAAAAUGCAGUUCUGGUUUUUAUGUAUUAGAAGAUAAUAAAUAUUGUUCUUAGUGCAAAUAAGAUGGAUACUAUAUAGAUAAAUCAAAUUAAUUUUGCAAUAAAUGUCCACAGGAGAAGAAGUGCCAAAAUUGUAAUAAUGAUUUGAAAUGUACUGAAUGCUAAAGUGGCCUCUAUCUUUUUAAUUAAGAUAACUGUAUUUCCUGUGGUGAAGGAUAUUUUUAAAAUGGAAAAAAUUGCUUUAAAUGCACAGAAAAUUGCUAAAUCUGUGCAGAUUAAAAUAAAUGCAAAAAGUGCUUAUAAAAUUUUUAUCUGUUUAAUGACGGAACUUCAUGCAUACCUUGUACUAGCUAAGGAUAAUUUAAAUAAAACGAUACAUGCUAAUUAUGUGAUGCCUCUUGCUCCAAAUGUAAAGGAAAAACAUAAAACGACUGUUUAGAAUGCAAAGAUUCAAUGUAAUUUAAUUAUAAAGGAAAGUGUGAAGCCUGUUCUAGAGAUGGAGUUUUCCAAAGUGGUAGGUAAUGUUUUAAUUGCACUUAAAAUUGUAAAUCUUGUAUUGGAGUAGAAAUAGAGAAAUGCAUAUAAUGCAUGGAUACAUUUAGCUUUUAGUAAGAUAAAAAAUGUGUAAUAUGCCCAACUAAGUAGAAAUAUUUUAUUGAUGAAAAUAAUUUCUGUAUAAAAUGUCAUGAUACAUGUUAAACAUGUUCUGAUGAAAAAGAAAUAUCUUGCAAGACUUGUAUCGACAAUUUAAAAUUAGAUAAAUAUGACCGCAAAUGCAAAAUUUGUAAUACUAGUAAUGGUUUCUUCAUAAAUAGUUAAAAUGAAUGCGAGAAAUGUCAUUCUACUUGCAAAUAAUGCAAUGGAUUGUCUGAAACAAAUUGUAAAGAAUGUACUGAAGGUUUAAGCUUUUUAAAUGGCAAGUGUUAAAAGUGCAAUACAGAAAAUUCAUAUUAUAUUGAUAAAAACAAUAACUGUUUAGAAUGCGAUAAAUCUUGUUAAACAUGUUCAAGUAAAGAUGUAUGCAUCAAGUGUAAAGCUGGUUUGAGUUUUCCUUCUGACUAGACAUCAAAGUUAUGUAUUAACUGUGACUUAGGUAGUAUGUAUGUAAAAGAUCCAAACAGCUUAAAUAUUUGUUAAAACUGCCAUAUGAAUUGCAAAGGAUGCAAAGGACCUAACAUUUAAGAUUGCAUUUAGUGUAAAGAUUAAUUUUAUUUCAACCCAAAAGAUAAUUCUUGUGAAACAUGCAAUUUAGAAGCAGAUAAGAAGUAUAUAGAUGGCAAUAAAUACUGUUAAAAUUGUGAUGUUUCGUGUAAAACCUGCACCGGACCUGGAAACGGAAAGUGUAAACUCUGUGCGGAGAGCUUAUAUUUUAAUGAUUAGAAGGUAUGUAUAAAAUGCCCAAGUGAGAAAUUUUAUAUAACUGAUUAUAAAUAUUGUAAGAAAUGCGAUGAUUCUUGUUUUACCUGUAAUGGUAGUUCAGAUAAUAAUUGCUUGAGUUGCGCAAAUGAUUUGGCUCUCCAAGAAAAUAGCACAUGUAAAUAAUGCUAAACAUAAAAUGGGUUCUUUGUUGAUAACCAGAAAAGUAUCAAAGUUUGUAAGCGAUGUGACUCUUCGUGCAAAAUUUGUCAUGGCUAGAACAACACUGAUUGUGAUUCGUGUUUUAAUUUAAAUUUUUUGAUUGACUCUGAAACAAAAAUUUGUUAAGCUUGCUAAACUGAAAAUAAAUAUUUCUAAGAUGGAGUUUAUUGCAAGAAAUGUGAUGAUUCUUGCAAGAAAUGCAAAAAUUAAGAUGCUAAAUCAUGUAUUGAAUGCUCAGAAUAUCCUUUAAAAUUGUAUUUUAGAGAUGGUCUUUGCCAAAAGUGUGAGGAGUCUGAAGGAUUUUAUAUCAAAGAUGACAAAAUUAGCUGUGAAAAAUGUGAAUCGAGUUGUAAGACUUGUUAUGGAGGAUAAAGUAACUAGUGUAAAACUUGCUACGACAAUAAAUUUUUAUUUUCAGAUAAUACCUGUAAGGAAUGUGAUAUAAACAACAAAUUUUUUAAGAAUGGAAUAUUUUGUUUGUCUUGCAAUUAAGAAUGCUAAACCUGCUUUGGAUAUGGUUAAGACCAAUGUCUAAGCUGCCCAGUUAAUAAAUUUUUAUUAAUUGAGAAUGGAAAACAAACUUGUGUUGAUUGUCUAUCUACUUAAUCAUAUUAUUAAAAUGGAAAUAAUUGUAUGAGAUGCGAUUCAUCUUGCUUAGAGUGUAAAGAUUCUAAUAAAACUAGUUGCACUAAAUGUAGGGAUACUGAUUACGAAUUCGAAGACGGGUCUUGCUAAUUAGAGUGCCCCCAAGAUGGUUAUUUUAAAGAAGGUAAAAAGUGUAAAAAAUGUCACUCUAGUUGCAAGCAGUGCAAAGGAUAAGGUCAAAAUGAUUGUUUAUUAUGUAAUGGAGGAUAAAAACUAUAUCCUGAAUGGAACUGUAAUGACUGUCAAAUAAAUAAUAAAUAUUUUAUUUAAGAUAAAUUUUGCAUAUCUUGUCAUAAUUCGUGUAAAACUUGUAAAGAUAGCUCAGAAACUGGCUGUUUAGACUGUGACGUUAAUUUAUACAAACAAGUUGAUUAAACUUGCAAAAAAUGUGACUUUAACAAUGGUAUGUUUGUAGAUAAAGCUGAUAAUAUAUGUAAAAAAUGCGAUUUAACUUGCAAAACUUGUUCUGCAUUGUCUGAAAAUGAUUGUUUAACCUGUUAAGGAAACAGAAAAUUCUAUCACGAUAAAAAUUCUAUUUAGAAAAAGUGCAUUUUAUGUUAAGUUAAUAAUAAAUAAUUUGAAAAGGAAGAUAUGUGUUUGGAUUGCGAUGCUACAUGUUUAACAUGUAGUGGUGCUUCUGAAACAGAAUGUAUUACUUGUGAAGGAUAAUAUUUAAUGCACUAAGAUAAAAAGUGUAAAAUUUGUGAUACAUUAAAUGGCUUUUAUAUUGAAGAUAAAAACUGCAUAGCAUGCAGUGAUGGCUGUCAAAUAUGUGAUAAAGAUGGCUGUAAGAAAUGCAUAGGUAAUUUGAAACUAAAAGAAGGAGUAUGCACUGAAUGUAAGUUAUCUGAUGGUUAUUUUAUUCAAGACUCUAACUGUAUAAAAUGCCACUCUUCUUGUAAAGAGUGUUCAGGACCAUCUUAAUUUGAUUGUAUAACAUGCAAAGAUAAUUAAUAUCUUAAAAAAGUUGAUGAGAAAUAUUCAAAUUCCCAAAAACAAUGUUAGGAAUGUCCUAAUGAAGGCUUUUUUCUGAAAGACAAAGAAUGUGUUAAGUGCCAUGAUACAUGCCUUAAGUGUCAUUCUUAAGACUCUACUGGCUGUGAUGUAUGCAUAGGCAAUUUAAAAUUUAGAACAGAUAAGACUUGCUAAGAAUGCCCUUCUGAAAAUUUUUUUGCAGAUAAAGACAGAUGUUUGGAAUGCUUUGCGGAUUGUAAAACAUGUAAUGGUCCUUAAUCUAACUAAUGUCUAUCUUGUAAGGACAGUUUGAAUAUAUAUUACAAAGAUAAUAUUUGCAGAGAUUGCAACAAAGAUAACUUCUGGAUAUCAAAAGAAGAUAAUAUUUGCUAUGAUUGUCACUAUUCUUGUUAAACCUGUAAUGGAAAUAAUAAAGAAAAUUGCACUAAAUGUUAACCUCCUUUCAUGUGGCUUAGUAAUUUAUGUGAUUCAUGUCCAAAGUCUAAUCAUUAUGCAGAUCUGACAAAUAAUAAGUGUAUAGCUUGUCAUUAAUCCUGUGAAUUAUGUAGUGGUGGCUAAGAAACUGAUUGUUUAAAGUGCAAAAAUGACUUGAAAUUCCAUACAGAAAAAAUAAAUUAAGGUGGAAUUAUUAAAGAAGUAAAGUAUUGCAACAAUUGCUAAAUAAAUAAUGGUUAUUUUGUUAAAGGAGACUAGUGCUUAAAGUGCGCUAGUAGCUGUUUAACUUGCGAUGAUGAAUAAGAAAAUAAAUGUAAGUCUUGUCAAGAAGGAUUAUUUUUAUUUGAAGAUGGAACAUGCAAGAAAUGUCCUAAUGAAGAGUACUUUUCAGAAAAAAGAAAUGAAAUUAAUAUGUGCAUUUAAUGCUCUCAUAAUUGUCUAACAUGCUCAUAAUUUGGAGAUGACAAAUGUCUAACUUGUAAAACAGAUCUUUAUAAAAAUGAUUCAGACAAGUGCGAAAAAUGUGAAAUAGAUAAAAAAGUUUUUAUUAAAGGAGAUAGAUGUCUUCACUGUGAUAGCACAUGUAAAACUUGUAAAGAUGAGAGUCCUAAGGAUUGUGAUAAAUGUGAAGAUAACCUUAGUAAAUUUCCAGAUAAUACCUGCUAAAAAUGCCCACAAAAGGGGUAUUUCUUAGAAGGAGAGUUUUGCAAAGUUUGUCAUAAUACUUGUGAAGAGUGUGAAGGGGGAAAUUAAAAAAAAUGCAAAAUUUGUGCAACUGGAUUAACAUUUUGGAUAGAUUAAAACGGAGAUUAGAUUUGUGUAAAGUGCUAAGACAAAAUUACCCACUAUGUUGAUGGAUUAUAUUGCAAACCUUGCCACUCUAGCUGUAUAGAGUGCUCUGGAGGAGACUAAUCACAAUGCAAGAAAUGUGCAGAAGGGAAAUAUUUCAAAAAUAAAAAUAAUUAAGGUGAAGGUUAAUGUCUAGAAUGUACAGGAUCUAAUUUUGUGUAAGGAGAUUUAUGCUUAGCUUGCCAUUAGAACUGUUAAACUUGCAAAGGGUCUUAAGAAACAGAUUGCAUUUAGUGUGCUGGAUUACUUAAAUUCAACAAAGAUUUAUCAAAAUGUAUAAACUGUAGGACUGAUAACGGGUAGUUUUUGAAGAAUGAUAUUUGCUAUGAUUGUGAUAAAAGCUGCAAAAUCUGUAACGGAGAAAAUGAUCUAUAUUUUUUCUAAGAAGACAAUAAUACUAAAAAUAAAUAUCUUAAUAAUAGAGAUUGUUUAAAAUGCGAUGAUUCAUGCUAAACUUGCAAACCUGGAUUGCCAAAAUAAUGCUUAAAAUGCAAAUAAGGGGGAACUUUUAUGGAUGAUGGUACAUGCUAAAUUUGCCCAGAGUUUGGCUUUUUUGUAAAUGAUGGUAAAUGUUUGAAAUGUGAUUCUUCUUGCAAAAAGUGCUAAGACAGUGCUUUGAAUUGUACUGAAUGCCAUUAAAAUAAUUACUUUGACUUAAAUGACAGUAAUAAGUGUAAGGAAUGUGAUACUUAAAAUGGCCACUUCAUAUAGAAUACCAAAAAUUGUUAGAAGUGUAACGAUUCGUGUUAGACUUGCAAAGAUGAAACUGAAUUUGGUUGUUUAACUUGUAAGAAAGAUUUAUUCUUUAAAGAUUAUGUUGAUUCAUCAGACAGAUCAAAAAUAAAAUAAAGAUGUGAAAAUUGUGAUUAAGAUAAUGGAUGGAUUAUUAAUGGUACUGAAGUUGGAUAAUAACAAUGUAAAAAAUGUCAUGAUACUUGUAAAACAUGCUCUGGUAUAGAUGCUAAAUAAUGUACUGGAUGCAAGAAUGGAUUUUAUUUUAGAGAUGGAAUAUGUUAAUAAUGUGAUGUUAAUGAUGGCUUUUUUAUCAGAGAUAAAUCUUGUUUAAAAUGCUCAGAAAACUGCAAAACUUGUAGUGGUAGUGAAAAAAAUGAGUGUCUUAUCUGUAGGACAAAUAAAUACUUUAUUGAGAAUACAUAGGAGUGCUAGUCUUGUAAUUAGGACUAAGGAUUUUAUUUAGAUAUUAAUUCCAGGUGUUUUCAAUGCCAUAGCUCGUGCAAAACUUGUAAUGGUGGUGAAGAUAAAAAUUGUACUAAAUGUGCAGAUUAGCUUAGUUUUCUUGAUGGAUUGUGCAAAAUUUGUGAUGUAAAAAAUAAAUAUUAUAUUUAAGAAUCAACAAAUAAUUGUCUAAAAUGCCAUGAUACUUGCUAAACCUGUAAAGGGAGUGGGGUAAAUUAGUGCUUGUCAUGUAAAGAUAAUCUUUCAUUUGAUGUGAAUAAUAACUGCAUUACCUGCCCGUCUGAAGGAUAUUAUGUAGAUAGCUUUAGGUGCUUAAAAUGUCAUGAUUCUUGUAAAUAAUGUAGCUCUUAAUUAGCAACAGGUUGCACUAAAUGCCAAACUUAUCUUUUUUACUUUCCAAUUAGUAAACUUUGUGAGGCUUGCAAUAUUUAAGAUGGUUAUUUUAUGAAGAACAUGCCAGUAGAAAUUUCAGUCAGUUAUGCUUACCGUGUCAUUAAGAUUGUAAAACUUGUAUAAAUGAACAACAAAAUAAUUGCUUAAUUUGCAGAGAAGUUUAUUCAUUUAAAAAUGAUAAAAACAUAUGCAAAAAUUGCCAUAUAGACUGUAAAAAAUGUAAUGGAGAAUAGCAAACUGAUUGUAUAGAAUGUAAGUAGCCUUGUUAUCACAUAAGAAGACAAUCAUUGUUAAAAUUGCUCUGAUAACUGCUUAAAGUGUGACGAUUAUAAAACAUGCUAAGAAUGUGGAAACAACACUCAUAUAAAACAAAAUGGUAAAUGUGGAGAAUGUGAACAAAAUGAGUAUGUUGACAAAGAUACCAACAAAUGCAUGCAAUGCAAUGAAACUUGCUUAAGUUGCAAAGGUAGCUAAAAUAAUGAGUGUUUAUAAUGUUUAGAUGGAGCUUUAAGAAUUAGGACAGAUACUAAGCAAUGUGGGAAAUGUGAUCCUAAUUAAUACUAUGAUAAUAUCUAGUGCUAUAAUUGUCAUAGAGAUUGUAAAACAUGUUCAGGGCCUGGUAAUGAUAUAGAUUAAUGCAUUUCAUGUAUAGAUGUAGAUAAAUAUGAAUGCAAUUAAAAUGAUUUGAACUAUUUUGCUUAGAAUUACAAACAAAAAGAAUAAUGUGAAAAGAAAUGCUUGAAAUGCCAUUAGAAUUGUAGUUAAUGCUUUGGUGAAUAGAUCAACUAAUGCAUGAAAUGCAAUAGAAUGAUACUUUAGAAUGAUUUUUCUUGUGAAAGGAAAUGCCCAGAAAGUAUGUUUUUCGAUGAAUCUGAUCCUAAAGAAGUUAAAUGUACAAAUUGUGAAAAAAACUGCAAAAUUUGUGAAAACUAACAUAAAUGCUUACUAUGUGAUGAAGAAUACACUUUAUUAGAACGACAGUGUUAUAGAUGCUUGAGUAGCUAAUAUUUAGAUAAAAAUCUUAAAAAAUGCAUUGAAUGCGAUAGUGAUUGUAAAACUUGCUUUAAUCAAGGCAAAUAAGCUUGUAUAGAGUGUUCAGAUCCUGCCAAAUUUUUUGAUUAACAUAAUUUUUGCGUAAGUUAGUGUGCUACUGAAUACAUUAAGAAUGACAAAAUAAAUAGAUGCUAAAAUUGCAUAUAUAUUAUAGACUAAAAAAAUAAAUCUAAGACAUGCGUCGUAGAUUGCAAAAAAAACUAGUUUUUAGAUCCUCAAACUUACAUUUGCAACGAUUGUUAAAAUAAUUGCGCAGAAUGCCAAUCUCUCACAAAAUGUACAUCAUGCAUUUAAGAUUAUCAUUUUGUAAGCGAAAAGUAAGAAGCUUGUAGAAAGUGUGAGUAAGAUGAAUAUAUUAGCAGCAAAAAUAUAUGUAGGAAAUGCGAGUUUUUAAAUUGCUUAACUUGCAAUGAAAAUCAUUGCACUAAGUGCUCAUACAAGUAUUUUCUUAAUGAAAAUAAUACAUGCAAGUAUGAUGAUCGCUACAAUUUCUAUGAAUGCACAGACUUAAAUAAGCUAGAUGAUAGCUGUGAAAAAGAGAUGCAGUUGAUAGACAAAAUUGACUUUGGUAUGAAAUAAUCUAUAAUUGCAACUUAUUCUAUACAAGUUAUUUCUUUUUUAAUCCUAAGAUCCACUUCAGCUAUGUCCUACUCAAUGCAAAUUUAAUAGUAAAUAGGUAAUAGCUAUUUGCUAAAAGAUUCUUUGAAAAGCCUAAGUUUAGGACCUACUUUUUAUGAGCAAAACUUCUAAUAAAAUUUAAUCAACAUGAUACCAAAUCCCUUUAGGUAUAUUUCAGCCUAUGACUCAUAUUUCUAUCCUAAGUAGAGUAUUAACAAUUUAUAAUCUUUCAAAUUAGAUUAAAGUUUAGAAAGCAAAUAUUUGGAAAAUAAAAUCUCAGAAAAAGAAUAAACAUAUUAAUAAACAAACCAAGGUAUUUACAAUAGUAGUUAAAAUAUAACCAGUAAUUCAGUGAAGCUUUUAAAUCACUAAAUAGAAAAUGAAUAAAUUAAUUCUAACGUGCUAAGGAAUUUGUUGCAAGAGAAAAGAACGCUUAACGAAAAUUCAUUAAUUUAAAACAAUCUAAGAGAUAUCCGCUCUUAAGAAUUGACUUAUGCAGAGGCAUAUAUAUCAAAUACUUCAAAGUGA
Tetrahymena thermophila SB210 is the source of this 9408-nucleotide messenger RNA. Its product is annotated as zinc finger lsd1 subclass family protein. The record is from RefSeq and is a predicted model, not a curated record. Lineage: Eukaryota; Ciliophora; Oligohymenophorea; Hymenostomatida; Tetrahymenidae. The transcript is spliced from 8 exons.